AACUCGACCAAAUCAACCAAUCAGGACUGCCGGACAAUUGUGGAUUCCAAUGCACACGUAUAUUUUUCCCAUCCGCAUUGGGAACGCAAAUAUGAAAUGAAAACUGAUCGCUCGUGUAUCCCGGAAUCCUAUCGAGUCGGCUGUCUUAAAGUACUUUAUCUCACUUGUGCAACGGUGAUUACGACGACAUUUAUUGUGGAAUGCAUCCUUGCCCACUUGGUUGUUCAGCCCUACUUGCACGAAUCCGCAUUCACUCUGACCAAUUGUUCCUACGUCCACGCACAUAUUGUCAAUCACGCGGUGAAAUGUGAGAACCGGUGCUCCAAGGAUCGUUCCAGAUUUCCUUGUCUACAAGUUCUUGUGCGCUACACCAGCCGGGGUGCCAAUCACACGGUUAUUUUGUUUGACAAUAUUGCGACCUAUCAUCAGUACAAAGCAUUUGGGUGCGCAACCAGUUCAUGUCAUCAUCGGGACGCGGAAAACACGGCCUACGUUCUACGAUUCGAACACCGAAUCAAACACCGCAACCACUUCGAGUGCUACAUCCAUUCAGUCCACGAGAAUGAAGCGCUUCUAACGAAAUUCUACUCGGCCAGAACAUUGUUCCAUGUGAUAUUCUGGCCCGUCGGCUUGUUUUUCACUUCCAUUGCUUGUGUACUUUUUGCCUAUUUGGUCGAUCGCUGUCGUGUAUGGACCGGCGACCAGAGCAUGAUUGUCUAGUCCCAUUACUUUCGCUAUGUACCCGAACCACACUCCCAUCAGAUCUCAC
Molecule: messenger RNA, 769 nt
Organism: Opisthorchis viverrini
Lineage: Eukaryota; Metazoa; Platyhelminthes; Trematoda; Opisthorchiida; Opisthorchiidae
Exons: 2
Biological process (GO): detection of calcium ion; potassium ion transport
Cellular component (GO): membrane; voltage-gated potassium channel complex
Molecular function (GO): potassium channel regulator activity; calcium-activated potassium channel activity
Source: RefSeq, a predicted model, not a curated record